AUGAUAAGAUCUGUUUUAAAUCGUAAUCAUAGAUUUCCAAUUUCCACCUUUAGAUCAACCAAGUUAUUGUCGCCAACAAUUAUGUCAUCGCACUCGCCAGCAACACCAGCAGCAGCAGCAGCAUUAGCUAGACUCUCACUAACUAACCAACAUCUCAUGCUAUCACGUACAAAUGCCACCAGCACAACCUCUUCGGCACCUGAUUCACAAACCACGAUUAAAACCACGCCAAGAGCACCACUUGUAAUUCCAACGGGCCAGGGAACGAAAUAUACCGCUACAUAUGCCAACUAUGCCACCACUGAAGCGGGCAAGAUUAUUUCAUAUUUCCACGAUAUCCCUCUUGAUUUGGACCCAGCUACUAAAGAAGCAAACUUUGUAUGCGAGAUACCUCGUUGGUCAAAUGCCAAAUUUGAAAUUGCCACCAAAGUCCCUGGCAAUCCUAUAAUUCAAGAUACCAAGAACGGUAAAGUACGAUUUGUCAAGAAUUUGUUUCCUCAUCAUGGAUACAUUCACAAUUAUGGCGCGUUCCCUCAAACUUGGGAAGACCCAUUUGUGCAGCACUACGAUUUAUACGGUGAUAAUGAUCCAUUAGAUGUGUGUGAGAUUGGUCUGGAUAUCUUGUCCACCGGUGCAGUUAAGCGCGUGAAGAUUCUUGGGUCAUUGGCCUUGAUUGACGACGGGGAAAUGGAUUGGAAGGUGAUUGUGAUUGAUGUUGAUGAUGAACUCGCUCUGCAGGUUAAUGAUAUAAGUGAUAUAGCCGAGUCGUGCCCUGGAUUUUUGGAAGCGACAAGACAAUGGUUUAGAGAUUACAAGUUGGCUGAUGGUAAACCAGCAAAUGCCUUUGCGUUUGAUGGGAAUUUUAAAUCAGCGGAAGAGACAAUUAAAAUUGUUCAGGAAUGUAAUGCCAGUUGGCAGCAAUUGAUUGCUGGCAAAGUGGCCAAACACGAGAAAUUGCCCAGCAUUUUGAAUACCACAAUUGAUAGCUCACCCGGUUAUGUCUAUGAUUUGCAAAUAAAAUUAACCAACCCUGUUCAACCCGAUGGCCCAAUGCCGGUUGACACGCACAAGAACUACUUUUUCAAAACCAAUUGA
Messenger RNA from Lodderomyces margitis, 1095 nucleotides. Its product is annotated as inorganic diphosphatase. NCBI's taxonomy places the organism in Eukaryota, Fungi, Ascomycota, Pichiomycetes, Serinales, Debaryomycetaceae. The transcript has a single exon. The coding region runs from base 1 to 1095 and encodes 364 amino acids. Gene Ontology annotation, molecular function: magnesium ion binding; inorganic diphosphate phosphatase activity. The record is from RefSeq and is a predicted model, not a curated record. Gene Ontology annotation, biological process: phosphate-containing compound metabolic process. Gene Ontology annotation, cellular component: nucleus; cytoplasm.